Neodiprion fabricii is the source of this 3592-nucleotide messenger RNA. RefSeq names its product streptococcal hemagglutinin-like. Bases 32 to 3592 code for a protein of 1186 amino acids. Lineage: Eukaryota; Metazoa; Arthropoda; Insecta; Hymenoptera; Diprionidae. The record is from RefSeq and is a predicted model, not a curated record. The transcript has 26 exons.
AUUAUUCGUUGCUGGUUCUCUUCUGCUCACUAUGAAGAAAUCUUCCUGCUCGAUUCUCGCCGUGUUGGUGUUGUUCCAACUCUGCGGCAGAAUUCAUACACGAGUCAUUUCUGAUAUACCUUCACCGGACAAUAACGAGGGUAGCGGUUUCGGAGGUGAUGGAAUUGAAGAGAUCCAAAAUGGAUUCGAGUCGAUCAAUUCUGGGCCGGAAAUUGUUCCGAUAGAGGUCAAUGGAGGAGACCAACAAUAUUUGGAAGGGUUGCCACCUGCUCCAAUCCAAGGAAAUAUGGGUGGUAUUCCAGAGUUCAACAAUGGAUUCGACUUAAUGAAUUUUGAGCCUGAAAAUGUUCCGAUAGACGUCAACGGAGGAGAUCAACAAUAUUCUGAAGGAUUGCCACCUGCUUCAUUCCAAGAAAACAUGGGUGAUAUUCCAGAGUUCAACAAUGGGUUUGACUCAAUGAAUUUUGAGCCUGAAAAUGUUCCGAUAGACGUCAACGGAGGAGAUCAACAAUAUUCUGAGGGAUUGCCACCUGCUCCAUUCCAAGGAAACAUAGAUUACAUCGUGAGUCAAGGCGAUAAUGAAAACGGGCAAGCAGCCUUCGGAAUUCAGGGUGAAGACGCUGAUGCGGGCAUUCCAGUAGGCAAUGACGAACAGCCAAUUGAUAAUGAUGCCAACGUUGACGUUCAAGAUGAUUCACCGGUCAUUGGAUUUGUAGGACAAAAUACCAUCUUUGACGAACAAGCGCCGCUGAACAAUGCAGGUUUCUCGGAUAACAUGGGUGACGGCUCUGGAGAACAAGCAUCAGCAACCAAUGCAGGUUCCGGUAGUCAAUUUGGUGACAACUCUGGUGAACAAGCACCAGCAAACAAUGCAGGUUCCGGUAGUCAAUCUGGUGAUAACUCUGGUGAACAAGCAUCAGCAAACAAUGCAGGUUCCGGUAGUCAAUCUGGUGACAACUCUGGUGAACAAGCCCCAGCAAACAAUGCAGGUUCCGGUAGUCAAUCUGGUGACAACUCUGGUGAACAAGCACCAGCAAACAAUGCAGGUUCCGGUAGUCAAUCUGGUGAUAACUCUGGUGAACAAGCAUCAGCAAACAAUGCAGGUUCCGGUAGUCAAUCUGGUGACAACUCUGGUGAACAAGCCCCAGCAAACAAUGCAGGUUCCGGUAGUCAAUCUGGUGACAACUCUGGUGAACAAGCACCAGCAAACAAUGCAGGUUCCGGUAGUCAAUCUGGUGAUAACUCUGGUGAACAAGCAUCAGCAAACAAUGCAGGUUCCGGCAGUCAAUCAGGCAGUAGCUCUGGAGAACAAGCACCAUCAGACAAUGCAGAUUCCGGUAGUCAAUUUGGUAAAGCAUCUGUUGAAUGGAGAGUUAAUUCGACUGCGACAAUUAACGAAGCCGCGACAACCACUGAAGUUGCGACGACGACUGAAGCACAGACAACGACCGAAGCUGGAACAAGUGACGAAGCUGCGUCAACGACCGAAGCUGAAACGACUGAUGAAGCUGCAUCAGCGACUGACGCUGGAACAAGUGACGAAGCUGCUUCAACCACCGACGCUGGAACAACUGACGAAGCUGCAUUAACGACCGAAGCUGGAACAAGUGACGAAGCUGGAACAACUGACGAAGCUGCUUCAACGACCGAAGCUGGAACAACUGACGAAGCUGCUUCAACGACCGAAGCUGGAACGGGUGACGAAGCUGCGUCAACGACCGAAGCUGGAACAAGUGACGAAGCUGCUUCAACGACCGAAGCUGGAACGGGUGACGAAGCUGCUUCAACGACCGAAGCUGGAACAAGUGACGAAGCUGCGUCAACGACCGAAGCUGGAACAAGUGACGAAGCUGCUUCAACGACCGAAGCUGGAACAAGUGACGAAGCUGCAUCAACGACCGAAGCUGGAACGGGUGACGAAGCUGCUUCAACGACCGAAGCUGGAACAAGUGACGAAGCUGCUUCAACGACCGAAGCUGGAACGGGUGACGAAGCUGCGUCAACGACCGAAGCUGGAACAAGUGACGAAGGUGCGUCGACAACCGAAGCUGGAACAAGUGACGAAGCUGCUUCAACGACCGAAGCUGGAACGGGUGACGAAGCUGCUUCAACGACCGAAGCUGGAACAAGUGACGAAGCUGCUUCAACGACCGAAGCUGGAACGGGUGACGAAGCUGCUUCAACGACCGAAGCUGGAACAAGUGACGAAGCUGCUUCAACGACCGAAGCUGGAACGGGUGACGAAGCUGCGUCAACGACCGAAGCUGGAACAAGUGACGAAGCUGCUUCAACGACCGAAGCUGGAACAGGUGACGAAGCUGCGUCAACGACCGAAGCUGGAACAAGUGACGAAGCUGCAUCAACGACCGAAGCUGGAACAAAUGACGAAGCUGGAACAACUGACGAAGCUGCUUCAACGACCGAAGCUGGAAAGGGUGACGAAGCGGCAUCAACAACCGAAGCUGGAACGAGUGACGAAGCUGCGUCAACGACCGAAGCUGGAACGAGUGACGAAGGUGCGUCGACAACCGAAGCUGGAACAAGUGACGAAGCUGGAACAACUGACGAAGCUGCUUCAACGACCGAAGCUGGAACGGGUGACGAAGCUGCGUCAACGACCGAAGCUGGAACAAGUGACGAAGCUGCUUCAACGACCGAAGCUGGAACGGGUGACGAAGCUGCGUCAACGACCGAAGCUGGAACAAGUGACGAAGCUGCUUCAACGACCGAAGCUGGAACAAGUGACGAAGCUGCUUCAACGACCGAAGCUGGAACAGGUGACGAAGCUGCGUCAACGACCGAAGCUGGAACAAGUGACGAAGCUGCUUCAACGACCGAAGCUGGAACGGGUGACGAAGCUGCGUCAACGACCGAAGCUGGAACAGGUGACGAAGCUGCGUCAACGACCGAAGCUGGAACGGGUGACGAAGCUGCUUCAACGACCGAAGCUGGAACAAGUGACGAAGCUGCUUCAACGACCGAAGCUGGAACAAGUGACGAAGCUGGAACAACUGACGAAGCUGCAUCAACGACCGAAGCUGGAACGGGUGACGAAGCUGCAUCAACAACCGAAGCUGGAACAAGUGACGAAUCUGCGGCAACGACCGAAGCUGGAACAAGUGACGAAGCUGCGUCAACGACCGAAGCUGGAACAAGUGACGAAGCUGCGUCAACGACCGAAGCUGGAACAAGUGACGAAGCUGGAACAACUGACGAAACUGCGUCAACGACCGAAGCUGGAACAAAUGACGAAGCUGGAACAACUGACGAAGCUGCGUCAACGACCGAAGCUGGAACAAGUGACGAAGCUGCUUCAACGACCGGAGCUGGAACAACUGAUGUAGCUGCGUCAACAACCGAAGAUCAGACAACGACCGAAGCUCAGACAACCACCGAAGCUGCAACAACCACAGCACAGACAACGACUGAAGUUCAAACAACAACCGAAGCUCAGACAACUACUUCUGCUCCUACCACAACGGAAACUCCGACCACAGUCGUCACUACUCUUUCUGAUGAAUCUUCCGACACGUCGUCCUCCUAUGAUUCCGGUUGGUCGCUAUGGGAUGCUGUUGUAUCAAGUGGUGAGUAG